This is a messenger RNA of Onychostoma macrolepis, 1682 nucleotides long. It is a transcript of the gene gper1, whose product is annotated as G protein-coupled estrogen receptor 1. Gene Ontology annotation, biological process: cellular response to estradiol stimulus; G protein-coupled receptor signaling pathway. Gene Ontology annotation, molecular function: nuclear estrogen receptor activity; G protein-coupled receptor activity. Lineage: Eukaryota; Metazoa; Chordata; Actinopteri; Cypriniformes; Cyprinidae. The coding region runs from base 268 to 1329 and encodes 353 amino acids. The transcript has a single exon. The record is from RefSeq and is a predicted model, not a curated record. Gene Ontology annotation, cellular component: membrane.
GUGCCAUGGAUCACACAAGCCCAGGCAGCCUCCAUAGCUGAGAGACUGCCCUGAAAAUGGAGGUCCUCUACCCUGGCUACAUCUCCAGAGGCGAAUCUGUCUGGGUGGAAUCUAUCAAACCUUGAGCGUCCGCUUGUAAACAACCGGUUGCCAUCAGAAUGCGAAUGGAGGCUUAACGAAGGAUGCUCUCUACAAGGCGAACUGGGAACUGACACAAAUGAAGUAUGUAGCACCAUUCACAGCAUCUGAAACAGAGACUUGGCCAGUAUGGAAGAGCAGACUACCACUGUGAUUCAGAUUUAUGUAAAUGGCACUGAGCAGUUUAAUGCUUCAUAUGACUUCAACCUAACCGAUGUGAAAGAAAGCAUAGACACCUAUGAGUUUUACAUCAUUGGCCUGUUUCUCUCCUGCCUGUACACCAUAUUCCUGUUUCCCAUUGGCUUCAUUGGGAACAUCCUCAUUUUGGUGGUCAACCUCAACCACAGGGACAAGAUGACCAUCCCUGAUCUAUACUUCGUCAACCUGGCUGUGGCGGACCUUAUUCUAGUGGCGGACUCACUCAUCGAGGUCUUCAAUCUCAACGAGAAGUACUACGACUAUGCCGUCCUCUGUACCUUCAUGUCGCUGUUCCUCCAGGUGAACAUGUACAGCAGCAUCUUCUUUCUAACAUGGAUGAGUUUCGACCGAUACAUUGCUCUGGCUAGCUCUAUGAGCAGCAGUCCACUGCGAACCAUGCAGCACGCCAAACUCAGCUGCAGCCUCAUCUGGAUGGCCUCCAUCCUGGCGACUCUGCUUCCUUUCACCAUCGUGCAGACCCAACACACCGGCGAGGUGCACUUCUGCUUCGCCAAUGUCUUUGAGAUCCAGUGGCUCGAGGUGACGAUCGGAUUUCUGGUGCCCUUCUCCAUCAUCGGCCUGUGCUACUCCCUGAUCGUCCGCAUCCUCAUGCGUGCCCAGAAGCACAGAGGACUGUGGCCGCGCCGGCAGAAGGCCCUGCGCAUGAUCGUGGUGGUGGUGCUGGUGUUCUUUAUUUGCUGGCUGCCCGAGAAUGUGUUCAUUAGCAUCCAGCUGCUCCAAGGCACGGCCGACCCAUCGAAACGCAGCGACACCACGUUGUGGCACGACUACCCCUUGACCGGACACAUUGUCAACCUGGCUGCGUUCUCCAACAGCUGCCUAAACCCGAUCAUUUACAGCUUCCUCGGGGAGACUUUCAGAGACAAGCUGCGGCUCUUCAUCAAGCGGAAAGCCAGCUGGUCCGUGGUCUACCGCUUCUGUAAUCACACCCUGGAUUUGCACAUCCCUGUCAGGAGCGAGUCCGAAGUGUAGCAUAGGUGUGGCAAUCUGCAGUUCCUGAAAUUGUCUCGCUUCCAGAACUUGAUAAUGAAUUGACAGAGAGAGAGAGAUCCUUGGGUUAGCUUGAUGCCGUGAACACUGCCUAAUUCUUAUUGUUGGCUGAGCGAAACAAGGAUUAUUCAGGGUGAAUCACCUGCUGAUGAAGCGGAUUAUAAAACACGGAUGCAGAGCUUGGCCUAAGGCUGCCUUUUACAGAUAUUCAAAUAAUAGGAUAGCAUGUCUCAAUGAAGACUUGUAUAGGAUGAUAUUCUCUGAGUCCAUUUUAAGGGAACAAAUAAAGUCAUGGAAGCACCUGCGAUCCAUUUCCAAUCUGAGUCAUUGCUAUA